UUAUCUUUCUUUCCCAUCCAAAACCCUUUCUCCAUUUUCAUUUAUGAGCAUUACUUGCAAACACUUGAGCUCAGGAACACUCCCAUUUGAAGAUAUCCAAGCCAUAUCUAUGGCUCGAUCUACUGGAGAAAAUAAACAAAGUCCUCCGAAAAGAGUUGCAGUCGUUGGUGCAGGUGUCAGUGGGCUUGCUGCAGCGCACAAGUUGAAAAUCCAUGGCUUGAAUGUCACAGUAUUCGAAGCAGAAGGGAGAGCUGGAGGGAAGUUACGAAGUGUGAGCCAAGAUGGCCUGAUAUGGGAUGAAGGCGCAAAUACUAUGACUGAAGGUGAAGGUGAUGUCACUUUCUUGCUUGAUUCUCUUGGACUCCGAGAAAAACAGCAAUUUCCACUUUCACAGAACAAGCGCUAUAUUGCCAGAAAUGGUACUCCUGUACUGAUACCUUCAAAUCCAAUUGACCUGAUCAAGAGCAAUUUUCUUUCCACUGGAUCAAAGCUUCAAUUGCUUUUGGAGCCAUUUCUCUGGAAGAAUAAAAAACUCGCAAAGGUGUCUGACUCGCACGAAAGUGUCAGUGGAUUCUUCCAGCGUCAUUUUGGAAAGGAGGUUGUUGACUAUCUAAUUGACCCUUUUGUUGCUGGAACAUGUGGUGGUGAUCCUGACUCGCUUUCAAUGCACCAUACAUUUCCAGAGUUGUGGAAUUUAGAGAAAAUGUUUGGCUCAGUCAUAGUUGGGGCAAUUCGAUCUAAGUUAUCACCUAAAAAGGAAAAGAAACAAGGGCCUCCCAAUACUUCAGUAAAUAAGAAGAGCCAGCGGGGAUCCUUUUCCUUCUUGGGCGGAAUGCAAACACUUACGGACGCAAUAUGCAAAGAUCUCAAAGAAGAUGAACUUAGGCUAAACUCUAGAGUUCUGGAACUAUCUUGUAGCUUUAGUGGGGACUCUGCGAUAGAUAGCUGGUCAAUUGUUUCUGCCUCACCACACAAAAGGCAAUCACAAGAAGAAUCAUUUGAUGCUGUAAUUAUGACGGCCCCGCUCUGUGACGUUAAGAGUAUGAAGAUUGCUAAAAGAGGGAAUCCAUUUCUGCUCAACUUUAUUCCUGAGGUCGAUUAUGUACCACUAUCUGUUGUUAUAACUACAUUUAAGAGGGAGUGUGUAGAGCAUCCCCUUGAGGGUUUUGGAGUGCUUGUACCCUCCGAGGAGCAAAACCAUGGUCUCAAAACAUUAGGCACCCUCUUCUCUUCUAUGAUGUUUCCAGAUCGGGCACCCAACGAUGUCUAUCUCUAUACUACUUUUGUUGGUGGAAGCCGGAAUAGAGAACUCGCGAAAGCCUCAAAGACUGAGCUGAAAGAUAUAGUAACUUCUGACCUAAAGCAGUUAUUGGGUGUUGAGGGAGAGCCAACAUAUGUGAAUCAUUUAUGCUGGAGUAAAGCAUUUCCACUGUAUGGUCGUAACUAUGAUUCAGUCCUUAAUGCAAUUGACAAAAUGGAGAAAAACCUUCCCGGAUAUUUCUAUGCAGGUAACCACAAGGGCGGAUUGUCAGUUGGCAAAGCAUUAUCUUCUGGAUGCAAUGCAGCAGAUCUUGUUAUAUCAUAUCUUGAAUCCGUGACAAAUGACACCAAAAACCAUUGCUGAAAUCUAUUUUCUCAUGCGGGUAACUCUAAAUCUCUCUCAUUCUCUCUGUUUCUAGUUUUUCUACAUUUAAUGAUCUCAUGUUGUUAUAACUUUUAGCUGAAACAAAAUUCAAAAUUCCCUUUCCUCCACCUUAUUGUCUAUUUUCCAAUUUGAGUACAAGUUCCCUGUUGCCAAAUUUGUGAUACGUGUGGAAUUUUGCACAUCCCCUGAUGCUGAUUGCUAAUUCCGUAUUGUUGUAGCUGAAACAAAAUGUUCCCUAUCCUCCACCUCAGCUUUUAGUUCUCCAUCGAAUUUGAGUGAAUUUCCGUCUGCCCAAAUUGUUGACUGCAUUACUUGUGGAGAGUUGCACAUUACCUUAUGCUGAUUGCUAAUUCCAUCUCAAUCCGAGCAUUCAUUUCCUUCAGCUUUCUAUGCUUUGGUAGGUAAAAUCGUUUGACUUCAUGGCGAGGAGCUACUUUGACACGGUGACGCAGCUCAAGCUUGAAACUGUCUUUCAGGGAUAGUUGCAUUUCUGAAAAAGGAACUCUGUACGUGUUUAAUUACACACUCGUUCUGGUAGCUGUUACUAAUAGAUGGUGGUGUAUCUUUAGCACAUUAAUAAGCAUUUUUGGUUUCUCCUCUCUCGUAUGAAAUUGCUAUAAGGGUUCCAUACAUUC
Molecule: messenger RNA, 2280 nt
Organism: Lycium ferocissimum
Lineage: Eukaryota; Viridiplantae; Streptophyta; Magnoliopsida; Solanales; Solanaceae
Product: protoporphyrinogen oxidase, mitochondrial
Exons: 18
Coding region: 44-1624 (526 amino acids)
Biological process (GO): heme biosynthetic process
Cellular component (GO): mitochondrial inner membrane
Molecular function (GO): protoporphyrinogen oxidase activity, oxygen as acceptor
Source: RefSeq, a predicted model, not a curated record